ACGCCGAGGGGCGGCGUGGCCUCUCCCCGCACCGUGAGGAAGCGUGGAUCCGGGAGGAGGCUGUGAGGAUGAUGGAGGGCAGGACCGGGAGAGCGGCGCCGAGCCGUGCGGUCUAGCGAGGCGCUGAUUCACCUUCACGGGAGUUCAUAGACAUUAAAGAGUUCGUCUGCGGGCCGGCCAGGGGAGCCUCUGCGACAGGCGGGCGGUGAGGUAACAGCUGAUUCUGGAAGGGCGUAACCAUGAUGCGGGGCUGAAGGCCAAACGCGUGCCUGUGGCCGCCCCCUGCUGGACAUGAAGCUGAAGCAGCGCGUGGCUGUGCUCUGCGGUGUGCUCCUGCUGCUCGGCCUCGCCAAGGUCUUCCUGCUGGACGGCGGUGAGGGUUCUGCCUCCGGCCGCCGCGACCUGCGCGCCUUCCGCAAGAUGGAGGCAGGGCUGCAACUGGACCGGGGUGCGCGCCUCACCCACACCCUGCAGUCGCCCUGGGAGGUGGCUGCCCAGUGGGUAGGGCCCCGCGAAGUCUACCCCGACGACACCCCUGAGAUGGCGGCGGUGCUGAGUGCCAUGGUGACCGCUCGCGUGGAGAGGGCCGACGUCGGCUACAAGGGCACUCAACUGAAGGCCCUGCUGGUGCUGGAAGGGGGACAGAAGGUGGUCUUCAAACCGAAAAGGUAUGGUCGUGACUACGUGGUGGAGGGGGAGCCCUAUGCCGGCUACGACAGGCACAACGCUGAGGUGGCCGCCUUUCACCUGGACAGAAUCCUCGGUUUCCGGAGGGCUCCCCUAGUGGUGGGGAGGUUUGUGAACCUGCGCACAGAGAUCAAACCUGUGGCCACAGACCAGCUGCUGAGCACCUUCCUCAUGCAGGGAAACAACACCUGCUUCUACGGGAAGUGCUACUACUGCCGGGAGAGCGAGCCGGCCUGUGCCGCGGGUGACACCAUGGAGGGAUCAGUCACGCUCUGGCUGCCGGACGUGUGGCCCCUGCAGAAGCACCGACACCCCUGGGGCCGCACCUACCGUGAGGGCAAGCUGGCCAGGUGGGAGUAUGAUGAGAGCUACUGCGAGGCUGUGAAGAAGAUGCCCCCCUAUGAUGCGGGCCCGCGACUGCUGGAUGUUAUCGAUACCUCUGUCUUCGACUACCUGAUCGGGAAUGCUGAUCGGCAUCAUUACGAGAGUUUCCAGGACGACGGCGGUGCCAGCAUGCUCAUCCUGCUGGACAACGCCAAAAGUUUUGGGAACCCCACCCUGGAUGAGCGGAGCAUUCUGGCACCCUUGUACCAAUGUUGCAUGAUCCGCGUGUCCACCUGGAACCGCCUGAACCUGCUACGAAGCCGUAGCCUGAGUGCCACCUUGAGGCAGGCCAUGGCCCACGACCCCGUGGCCCCAGUGCUGACAGACGCACACCUGGCGGCCCUGGACCGGAGGCUCCUGGGGGUGCUGGCCACCAUCCGGCAGUGCAUGGAGGCCCAGGGUGCGGACAACACCCUGAUCGAGGACCGCAUGAACCUUCCUCACCCCUAGAGGGCGCCUGUUUUGGGGGGAGGGGGGUUUGGAUGUGAACACUAACUCUACUGACACUAGGGUUGAGGGGACCAGAAGAGAAUCAGACCUGCUGAAGGGAAUCAAAAGACCUCAAUCGUCUACAUAUGAUUUCAGUCGUCGUCCCCCCCCCCCCCCCCCCCCCAAACAAACACCCUCAGCUGAUGGGCGGGGCCUCAGGGAAUGAGGUGGGGCAAAUUAGCAGGUGGACCCCAUCAGGCUCAGCUGACCACAUGGGAUGCCCGCUCACCAGGAUCACUGCCAGUCUGAUAAGGAGGGACACUUUAUAACUACUAUGGAUCUGCAGCGUGACUGGAUGGAUGGAUGCACGGAUGGACAGAUGGGUGGACGAGCCGGCACUCAGGGUACAGCAAGAUGCAUCGUCAUUGGUUGCGGGAUGAGUGUGAUGAGCGGGUGUGGGAGCCAUGUGUGUGAAUGAACCUUGAACCGAUAAAAACUCUACAGUAAUAUUGAGGAAUAUAGUGAUGGGGACAGUAAUAAACAUUAGGUAAUCUGCCAUUUUGGGGGUGGGAGUGGGAGAGGCAAUGAAUUGUGACUGCUGCUGAUUUCUGGGGGAGGGGGCAGACUGAGGGAGGCACAGAACAUAUAAUAAGGGCUGAAAUGGGUUUUCUUUUAGCCUCCCUCCCAUCAUUAAAGAAGAAAAUAAACAUACUAUUUAACAUA
Brienomyrus brachyistius is the source of this 2223-nucleotide messenger RNA. RefSeq names its product FAM20B glycosaminoglycan xylosylkinase (gene fam20b). Gene Ontology annotation, biological process: protein phosphorylation. Gene Ontology annotation, molecular function: phosphotransferase activity, alcohol group as acceptor. Gene Ontology annotation, cellular component: Golgi apparatus. The transcript is spliced from 8 exons. NCBI's taxonomy places the organism in Eukaryota, Metazoa, Chordata, Actinopteri, Osteoglossiformes, Mormyridae. The coding region runs from base 292 to 1521 and encodes 409 amino acids. The record is from RefSeq and is a predicted model, not a curated record.